CGAUAGUAUUUUUGUGCGGUGAGUAAAAGACUUGAGUUAGUAGCAAGAAAUAGUCCCAGCAGUGAGAGUGAGCAAAACCCAAUCUAUAGAGAGAGAUAUCGUAGAGGCAGCAGAUUGAAUCAGUUAUUUGCAGGUGAUCAUCAUGGCUCGCCUAGCAGCAGCAGGAGCAGGAGGUCUGAAUGGAUUCUUUGAGACCUCCUCCUCACCCAUCAGAUUAAUUAACAUCUUUCAGUGCCCCAGAAACACUCUCAUCAUCAUCAUCAGAAGAAGAAACACAAUUAUUGGAUUUUCUGGCAACGGAGGAGACGGAACGCAAUUUUCGAGAAGGCUUGCAUUACAAGCCGCCGCUGCCGCUGCCGUUGAUCUUUCAUUGUCUUCCGGCGGUGCUCGGCAGCUCGGUCUUGCCGAGGAUAAUGGCUUGUGGCUCGAUGGUCCCUUACCAAUACCACCAGUAUACAACAGGAUUGCAAAUGAAGAAACUGGGAGCCGUUCUUUUCUGAAGAAGGGAGUUUACAUUGCAAACAUUGGGCCCAAAGGAAGUGCCUACAGGUUAAGGAAAUACGCCUUUGAUCUGAUGGGUUUAGGGGAUUUGAUUGGGCAAGAUGCUUGGAAUUAUUUGAGGAGGUACCUCCGACUCAAAUCAACAUUCAUGUACUAUGACUUCGAUACUGUUAUCUCUGCAGCGCCAACCAAUGACCAGAAACCCCUCACCAAUCUAGCCAAUAGAUUGUUUGAUAGUGUGGAGAAGCUUGAAGAUGCUGUGAAGAUGCAGAGUCUUCCCCGGACAGAAUCAUGUUAUAAAGACACCACAGCUAUACUUCAAGAGGUACAAAGUUCUAUGGAGUCAGAAGCACUGAAAUGGAAGUCUUCUCCUUAUGGCAUGGGCUUCCUCAAGCAGGAGAACUGAGGCUGGAAAAAUGUGGAACUAAGAACAGACUGCAAGAAGAUACUAGAUUUGCUGCAUCAAUAAUCAUCCAUGGAUCAUUUUGUAAUGUUGCUGGUCUUGAGGUUUCAGAUCAUGUACUAUUAACGACAUGUCCGACAAACUGUUUCUAGGAGGCUCACUCCCUAGCAAGUUGUCUUAUUUGUUUAUAUUGGAGGCAAGUUUGGAUAGGAUCUAGACUGGAAUGGUUACAAUCAGAUAAUCCAUUGUUUUAAUGGUUAGAAUCAGGUAAUCUAUUUGUUCCAGAUGUCCUAUUAGUGUGAGUUAA
This is a messenger RNA of Macadamia integrifolia, 1211 nucleotides long. RefSeq names its product photosynthetic NDH subunit of lumenal location 3, chloroplastic-like. Gene Ontology annotation, cellular component: extrinsic component of membrane; photosystem II oxygen evolving complex; photosystem II. The record is from RefSeq and is a predicted model, not a curated record. Gene Ontology annotation, biological process: photosynthesis; photosynthetic electron transport chain. Gene Ontology annotation, molecular function: calcium ion binding. NCBI's taxonomy places the organism in Eukaryota, Viridiplantae, Streptophyta, Magnoliopsida, Proteales, Proteaceae. The transcript is spliced from 4 exons. Bases 143 to 907 code for a protein of 254 amino acids.